Molecule: messenger RNA, 1015 nt
Organism: Herpailurus yagouaroundi (jaguarundi)
Lineage: Eukaryota; Metazoa; Chordata; Mammalia; Carnivora; Felidae
Product: cytochrome P450 4A24-like
Exons: 6
Coding region: 110-688 (192 amino acids)
Molecular function (GO): oxidoreductase activity, acting on paired donors, with incorporation or reduction of molecular oxygen; heme binding; iron ion binding
Source: RefSeq, a predicted model, not a curated record
GGUCAGGAGCAAGAGGCACUUGGACUUCCUGGACAUCCUCCUCUUUGCCAGAACGGAGGACGGCAGCAGAUUGACUGACAAGGACAUCCGCGCUGAAGUGGACACGUUCAUGUUUGAGGGCCAUGACACCACAGCCAGUGGCAUCUCCUGGAUCCUCUAUGCCCUGGCCACACACCCUGAGCAUCAGCAGAGGUGCCGGGAGGAGGUCCAGAGUCUCCUGGGGGAUGGUACCCACAUUACCUGGGACCACCUAGACAAGAUGCCCUACACCACCAUGUGCAUCAAGGAAGCACUGCGACUCUACCCACCAGUUCCAGGCAUUGGCAGAGAGCUCAACAAGCCCAUCACUUUCCCUGAUGGACGUUCCUUACCCAAAGGAUUCCAGGUGUUCCUCUCCAUUUAUGCCCUUCACCACAACCCGAAUGUGUGGCCAAACCCAGAGGUGUUUGACCCUUCACGGUUUGCACCGGGUUCUGCCCGACACAGCCAUGCUUUCUUGCCCUUCUCAGGAGGAGCAAGGAACUGCAUCGGGAAGCAGUUUGCCAUGAGCGAGAUGAAGGUGGCGGUGGCCCUGACCCUGCUCCGCUUUGAGCUGGCGCCAGAUCCUUCCAGGGUCCCUGUUCCCUGGCCAAGAAUUGUGUUGAGGUCCAAGAAUGGGAUCCACCUGCAUCUCAGGAAGCUCCUCUAAAAUCUGUGCAGACAAGCAUGAGCCCGAGAACCUCCUGCCUGCCAUCCUGUCUUCCUGUCUGUGUCUCCCGUCCCCUGUCUUCUGCCUCCCUCACAACCUCCAUGAUCUCCCCCUCUUUCCCAUCAGACUGUCUGCCCUUCUCGGUCUCACCCUUUUCCAAGACUCCUACUAGUUUUCUGUUACCCUCCUCCUACUUGGCUGUAGCCCUGACUGGGCGUGUAACUCUCGAUUACGCACCUGUCCUCUAGCCUGUCUGGCCUCUCUUGUCGUUAUUCUUCCUGUGCGCUGGUCUGUCCUGUACUGUUUUGUCUUGCUGGUUUCCCAAAU